Molecule: messenger RNA, 630 nt
Organism: Phanerochaete carnosa HHB-10118-sp
Lineage: Eukaryota; Fungi; Basidiomycota; Agaricomycetes; Polyporales; Phanerochaetaceae
Exons: 2
Coding region: 1-630 (209 amino acids)
Biological process (GO): tetrahydrofolate biosynthetic process; folic acid metabolic process; glycine biosynthetic process
Cellular component (GO): mitochondrion
Molecular function (GO): NADP binding; dihydrofolate reductase activity
Source: RefSeq, a predicted model, not a curated record
AUGACCAGACUCUCACUUAUCGUCGCUGCCACUGUCUCCAAUGGUAUCGGACAGAGUUCGCGACUGCCAUGGAGGCUACCUCAGGAGAUGACAUAUUUCGCCCGCAUCACCUCGGGCGCGCCGGAGGGAACAAAGAAUGCAGUGGUUAUGGGCAGGAAAACAUGGGAGAGCAUCCCCGCAAAGUUCAGACCUCUUAGGGACCGCUUGAAUGUGGUGAUCAGUCGUAAUCAAGAUUACCAGCUGCAGACGGCGAAUACAUCGUCCGUUCGCUUGAACGCAGACCUGCCGUCUGCUUUGACGGAGCUCAGCAUGCAAGACUCUGGAUCAGAAAAAACUGACGUCAACCGUGUCUUCAUUAUUGGUGGAGCAACGCUGUACAAGGAAACACUCGAGCUGCCACCCUCCUCCCCUACAUUCGUGGAUAGAGUCCUCUUGACACGGAUUUUAUCCCCUUCAUUCGAUGAAUGCGAUGUAUUCCUGCCGGAUUUCUUGAAGACGGAGGAUGUAACCAUAACGAGAUGGUCGAGGUGCACCCACGAAGAGCUCCAGGAUUGGGUUGGGUUCGAAGUACCACGGGAAAUACAGGAAGAGAAAGGUGUGCAGUACGAAUUCCAAAUGUGGACACGGUAG